CGGUGGAAACCCACUGAAAAAGGGUCUUCCGUUGACUUAACGGUAACAUCAUUUUUCAGAAAGACCAAGCAAAACCCUCCAAUCUUCGAUCUUCGCACAGGAAAACGGUAAAUUUUUCAGCCAAAUUAAUGUCGUCGUCGAUAGUUUACGACGCUUUCCAAUCGAAACGAAUAAAUUUAUUUACAGGAAUAUAGCUCAUCAGAUCGGAUGUGUGGUAGUAAAUAUUAUCAAAAGCUGUUGGUCGGUUUGUAGGGUUGUUUGAGAUUUCUUUUUGAAUUUUGUAAUGAGAAAAGUAUUUGGUGAUAUAAUAUAGAAGAAGUUGAGAAUAUCGUUGUUGUUAUCAAUAUCAUGGGUUGUUUUUGUUCAACUCCUCCAAAGAGCUACAGAAAGUUACCUUCUUUUGAUCCUGUUGCACUUGCUGCCGAAACCCCAUUUACUGAGAAUGAGGUGGAGGCUCUAUACGAGCUAUUCUCGAAACUAAGCAGUUCUGUUGAUGACGAUGGGCUUAUAGGGAAGGAUGAAUUCCACCUAGCAUUAUUCAGGGAUUAUGAUAAACAAAACCUGUUUGCAGAUCGGAUAUUUGAUCUUUUUGACGUGAAUAGGAGUGGGCAUAUUGACUUCAGCGAGUUUGUCCGUUCGUUGGGUGUAUUUCAUCCAAAAGCUCCUCAAGCAGACAAAAUUUUGUAUGCAUUCAGAUUAUAUGAUCUAAGACGCACUGGCUUCAUUGAACGCGAGGAGUUGAAAGAGAUGGUUUCGGCCCUUCUUAAUGAAUCUGAUCUUGAUCUAUCAGAUGAUAUAAUCGAAUCAAUGGUAGAUAAGACAUUUACAGAAGCAGAUACCAAAGGCGAUGGUCGGAUUGACCAAGAGGAAUGGAAAGAAUAUGUAGACAAGAACCCUUCAUUGUUGAAGAACAUGACUCUUCCUCAUUUAAUGGACAUAACCUUGAGGUUUCCAAGCUUUGUGAUGACCAGCCAGGUAGAGGAGUCCCACACAACAGACUAAGACAACAUGAUGAUGUAAAAAUUGUAUGUAAGAAUGAAAGAGGGGUCUUUUUUCAAGAUUUGGUUUAGCACAUGAGGCCUCCUUUUAUUGCUUCCGCUUCCGGUUUACAUAAAAACCUUGGAUUUAUGAUUCUGGAGAAAAUGAUGAUUGUGGAAUGACGAUGGGUAAAAGACUUUUUUUGUAUGUAUGUAGUUAAAGUUUGUUUCUUACCAAUGAACGAAUGGGUAAAAGACUUAUUUAUCCAAAGAAACCAAAUAUAUCCAACAUUAAUGCGAAAAAGCAAACCCAAAGAGAUAUCAAAUAUUUGCAAACGCAACAAACAAUAAACAGACAUUUACAUGGUUC
This is a messenger RNA of Lactuca saligna, 1347 nucleotides long. Lineage: Eukaryota; Viridiplantae; Streptophyta; Magnoliopsida; Asterales; Asteraceae. The record is from the annotation of a GenBank genome assembly.